AUGGUAGGAACAGAGCUUAAGGAAGAAUGUUUUGUUAUCCUGGAUAGACGUUUUGCAGAAAAGGAUUAUGAUGACUUUAAUGGAUGUGGGAAGUCAUGUCUCCAUAUCAAGCUUGACAAAACUCUUACCGAACUUAAAUACCACAGAUGUAUUAAGCCCAGUAACACUAAAUCACAGCUCAAUGACUAUCACAAAAAGUAUAUAGGAGAGAAACCAUAUGAAUGCAAUGAGGGUGGCAAAGCCUUCUGCAGGAAAGGACAGCUCGUUAGACAUCCAAGAAACAAAAGAGGAAAGAAACUCCAUGAAUGUAAUGUGUGUGAGAAAGCAUUCUCCAGAAAGUCCCUGCUCAUGGUACAUCAGCAAACUCAUACAGGAGGGAAGCCUUAUGAAACUGAAUGUGGAAUAGCCUAUUUCCAAAAGGCACAUCUCACUGACCACCAGAGACUUCAUACAGAAGAGAAGCCUUAUGAAUGCACUGAAUGUGGAAAAACCUUUUCCCGAAAGGUGUAUCUCACUGUACACCAGAGAAUGCAUUCAGGAGAGAAACCUUAUAAAUGCACUGAAUGUGGAAAAGCCUUUUCCAAAAAGGUAUAUCUCACUAUUCACCAGAGAAUGCAUACAGGAGAGAAACCUUAUAAGUGCACUGAAUGUGGCAAAGCCUUUGCCCAGAGGUCACAUCUCACUUUACAUCAGAGACUUCAUACAGGAGAAAAGCGUUAUGAAUGCACUGAAUGUGGAAGAACCUUCCAUUUUAAGUCAGACCUUACCGUACAUCAGAGACUUCAUACAGGAGAGAAACCUUAUGCAUGUAAUGAGUGCAGCAAAGCUUUUAGAAGCAAGUCAGAGCUCAUUCGUCAUCUGCGAACUCAUACUGGAGAGAGACCAUAUUUAUGCAAUGAAUGUGGUAAAACCUUCCGUGAGAAAUCCCAACUCAUUGGACACCAGCGAUCUCACACUGGAGAAAAACUCUAUGGAUGCAGUGUGUGUGGGAAAGCAUUUUCCCAAAAAGCAAAUCUCACUGCACACCAGAGACUUCAUACAGGAGAGAAGCCAUAUGAAUGCACUGAAUGUGGAAAAGGCUUCUCCCAGAAGGCAUAUCUCACUGCCCACCAAAAACUUCAUACAGGAGAGAAGCCAUAUGAAUGCAGUGAGUGUGGGAAAGCCUUCUCCAGGAAAUCACAACUUGUUACACAUCAAAGAACCGAAAGAGGAGAGAAACUGCAUGUAUGCAAUGAAUGUAAAAAAACAUUCAUGAGGAAGAUUCAGCUCAUUGAACAUCAGAGAACUCACACAGGAGAGAAACCCCAUGAAUGUAAUGAGUGCAACAGAGCCUUUAAACGCAAGUCACACCUCACACAACAUCUGCGAACUCAUACUGGAGAGAGACCGUAUUCAUGCAGUCAAUGUGGGAAAUGCUUCAGUAGUAGGUUCCGGCUUACUAGACACCAGCAAUCUCACACUGGAGAGAAACGCUAUGGAUGCAGUGUGUGUGGGAAAGCCUUUUCCCAAAAGGCAUAUCUCAAUGUACACCAGAGACUUCAUACAGGAGAGAAGCCUUAUGAAUGCACUGAAUGUGGAAGAACCUUCCAUUUAAAGUCACACCUUACCAGACAUCAGAGAAUUCAUGCUGGAAGGAAACCUUAUGAAAGUAGUGAGUGUAACAAAACCUUUAGAAGCAAGUAAGAGCUCAUUAGCAUCUGGGAGCUCAUACUGGAGAGAGACCUUGCUCCUGCAUUGAAUGUGGCAAAGCCUUUGCCCACAGGUCAGUUCUUACUAAACAUAAGAAAAUUCACACAGGAGAGACAGCUAUAAAUUCACUGAAAGUGGAGAAACCUUUGGGGAGUUAUACCUCUCUAUACAUUAAUGAAUUCAUACAAGGAGAAAGCCCUAUGAACAUAGUUCCCAUGGAGAUGCCUUCUUCUGGUACCCAGCCCUUAUUAAACAUCAGUGACCUUCCAGGGACUAGAAAUGUAGUUAAUUAUGCAACAGCCAUUUCCAAGAAGUCUAGCCUUAGUAACUAAUCAGGAAUUUGAAUGGAAUAAGCCUUGCAAGUGAAGUGAAUGUAACUCCUUCAGUAAUAAAUUAUGUCUUAUAUGUUACAGAUGUGCAAAAAAAAAAAAAAAAAAAAAAAAAAAAAAAAAAUUCUGUGAUAGCAGAAAGGUAGCAAAGUCUUUACCAGAAUCCUUCAACCAUUAUACAUCAAAGAUUUCACUUGGGGAAGAAACACUGUAAUAGCAGAAAUUAGACAGAGUACCUUUGUGAUAAGUUAGAUUUAUUAAACAUCACUGCACUCAUAUUGGCUUGAAAUGCAGCUAUUAUGGUGAAGUCUUUGCCCGAAGGUGGUAUCUCAAUUGGUCUCAAUUCUUAGAGGAAUGUUUAGGAAAUGGUGUGUGUUGUUUUCAGUGUUAUGUUGUACUUUAUCAUGUGUCAGAGAAACAUAAAAAAGGCACUUGUAGAGACAGUAGAUACAGGAAAUAUUUUUAGUAAUAUAGGAGAAUUUAUUAUACAAAAAUGAGUUGUUUAAAAGCAAGAAAAAAAGGAAAUUUACCAAAGUAAUACAUGUAUUGUGCUUCUAUACCUUGGGAGUCUUGGAAAGACUCCUUUAAUAAACUUUUUUGUUGUUGU
Messenger RNA from Carlito syrichta (Philippine tarsier), 2625 nucleotides. Its product is annotated as zinc finger protein 260-like. The record is from RefSeq and is a predicted model, not a curated record. Gene Ontology annotation, molecular function: RNA polymerase II cis-regulatory region sequence-specific DNA binding; DNA-binding transcription factor activity, RNA polymerase II-specific. The transcript is spliced from 2 exons. Gene Ontology annotation, biological process: regulation of transcription by RNA polymerase II. Bases 1 to 1683 code for a protein of 560 amino acids. Lineage: Eukaryota; Metazoa; Chordata; Mammalia; Primates; Tarsiidae.